Octopus sinensis (East Asian common octopus) is the source of this 2671-nucleotide messenger RNA. RefSeq names its product zinc finger protein 850-like. The transcript is spliced from 3 exons. Lineage: Eukaryota; Metazoa; Mollusca; Cephalopoda; Octopoda; Octopodidae. The record is from RefSeq and is a predicted model, not a curated record. The coding region runs from base 494 to 2671 and encodes 725 amino acids.
GACAGUUUACUACCAGUAUUUCCUGAAAAGAUAAAUCUCCCAAUUUGAUUUGAAAGUUGACUUAGCUGGUGCAGUUUGUGCAGACAGAAGAAGAAAGAGGUACUUUCCAGAGAGCUGGGCCUGACUUACAGAAAGCUUGAUCACCACAGCUCUCCAUUUUAGUACCUGUUCUGCUGAGUAUUCCAUUGCAAGAUGAGCAGAUGUAGAUGCUUUCACCGAAACAUUUACCACCAAUCACAUAUGGACAUAUUUUUCAUCUACAUAGCAUUCAUUAACCAUACCAACGUUUUUUUUAAGUAGACAGAAGCUUUUUGUAUACAACAAUAUGUGUACCAGUAAAGGACCAGUCAUUCUUAUGAUUAUUUGAAAAUAUAUCUACAUUGUAUAUUUUUCAUGCAUGAUAGCAGAGUUCUCAUCGUAUACAAGACAAGAAAUUGAACCAUAAAUUAUAUUCUCAUAUUUCUCAGUUUUUAAGAAUUCCUGAAGAAUAAAUAUGGAGGAUGUUAAUCACUUGGAUACUUCAAACACACCUGUAUUUAACAAUAUAGAUACAUUUACACAAACAUACAGUGAUGAGAAACCUUUAUGCAACGAAACAUUUACUGAAGAAAUAAUAUUACACAAAAAUAUUCCUGAAUAUAACUGUAGCGUUUGUCAGAAAACAUUCUCAUCAAAACAUGGAGUCUCCUUGCACAAAAAAAUGCAUAAUAGGGAAAAACUCUUCCACUGUGAAAUUUGCGGCAAAUAUUUUGUAUCCAACAGUGUCUUGACUAAACAUAAAAAAAUCCACUCUGGAGAAAAACCAUUUCACUGUGAAGUAUGCGAGAAAUCCUUUAUUACUAGCAGUCACUUAAAAAGACAUCAACAAAUUCACAGUGGGAAAAAGCCAUAUCAUUGCGAAGUAUGUGGGAAGGCAUUCAUUGAUAAUUCUCAGCUCACAAUCCACAAACGUAACCACACUGGAGAGAAACCCUAUGCUUGUGAAAUAUGUAAAAAAUCUUUUAUUUCUAACAGUAUGUUAACAACACACAAACGAAUGCACAGUGGAGAAAAUCUGUUUCACUGUGAAAUAUGUGGAAGAACUUUUAUCUCUAAUUCUAAGCUUACAGUUCACAUACGGAGUCACACUGGGGAAAAACCGUAUCACUGUGAAAUGUGCGGAAAAUCUUUUGUCAAUAAUAGCUAUUUAACAAGUCACAAACGAAUCCACUCUGAAGAAAAACCGUUCCAGUGUGAGACAUGUGGAAAAUCUUUUAUUAAGAAUUCUCAACUUGUUAUUCACAUGCGUAGUCACACUGGAGAAAAACCUUUCCACUGUGAAAUAUGCGGAAAAUCUUUUGUUUAUUACAGUGUCUUAACAAAACACAGAAGAAUACACACUGGGGAAAAGCCGUUCCACUGUGAAAUAUGCGGAAAAUCUUUUAUUAAUAAUUCAAAUCUUGGUGUCCACAUACGUAGCCACACUGGAGAGAAACCCUUCCACUGUGAACUGUGUGGAAAAUCGUUUAUGAUAAACAGUAAUUUAACAACUCACAAACGAAUCCACACGGGAGAAAAACCUUUCCACUGUGAAGUAUGUGGGAAAGGUUUUGCCUCUACUGGGGAUUUAACAAAACACAAACGGGUCCACACGGGGGAAAAACCCUUCCCCUGUGAAAUAUGCGGAAAAUCUUUCAUCAAUAACUGGAAUCUUGUUCUCCACGUACGAAGUCACACUGGAGAAAAACCCUAUCAUUGUGAAAUCUGUGGAAAAUCCUUCUCUUUCCAUUCUAGUCUAGUAGUUCACAAACGUAGUCACACGGGAGAAAAGCCUUUCCACUGUGAGACAUGUGGAAAAUCAUUCAUUAAUAAUUCAAGUCUUGUUGUUCACAAACGUACUCACACAGGAGAAAAGCCAUAUCAUUGUGGAAUAUGCAAGAAAUCAUUCAUUAAUACUUCCAAUCUUGUGGACCACAAACGCAGUCACACUGGUGAAAAACCGUUUCACUGUGAGGUGUGUGGAAAAUCGUUUGUGUAUAAUAGUAAUUUAACAACACACAAGAAAAUCCACACAGGAGAAAAACCUUUCCACUGUGAAAUAUGUGGAAAUUUUUUUGUCUCCAAUGGUAAUUUAACAAAACACAAACGAAUCCACACUGGGGAAAAACCCUUUCAUUGUGAAAUGUGUGGAAAAUCGUUUUCCACUAAUUUUCUGUUAAAAACGCAUCAAAAAAUACAUACUGGAGAAAAACUGUUCCACUGUGAAAUGUGUGGGAAAUCUUGCAGUAAUAAUUCUCAACUUGUAGUUCACGUACGAAGUCACACUGGAGAAAAACCUUAUCCUUGUGAAAUCUGUGGAAAAUCUUUUUCUGUUAAUUCUAGUCUAGUAGUUCACAAACGUAGUCACACAGGAGAAAAACCAUUUCGUUGUGAGAUAUGUGGAGAAUCUUUCACUGAUAAUUCUCGUCUUGUAGUUCACAAGCGUAGUCACACAGGAGAGAAGCCAUAUCAUUGUGGGAUAUGUGGAAAAUCAUUCGCUAAUAAAUCCAAUCUUGUAGUCCACAAACGCAGUCACACUGGAGAAAGACCAUAUCAGUGUGGACUAUGUGAGAAUUCUUUUGUCUCUAAUAGAGUUUUAAAAAGACACAAAGAAAUACACAUUGCAAGAAAACAAUCAAACUUGAAAAUGUGA